Perkinsus marinus ATCC 50983 is the source of this 852-nucleotide messenger RNA. RefSeq lists its product as hypothetical. The coding region runs from base 1 to 852 and encodes 283 amino acids. Lineage: Eukaryota; Perkinsozoa; Perkinsida; Perkinsidae. The transcript has 3 exons. Gene Ontology annotation, biological process: carbohydrate metabolic process. The record is from RefSeq and is a predicted model, not a curated record. Gene Ontology annotation, molecular function: hydrolase activity, hydrolyzing O-glycosyl compounds; chitin binding.
AUGCUGUGCAGCCUGUAUCUCAUUCUUGCUGCGGUCCUCUUCCCGACUCAGAGAGCUUUCGAGUUCUAUGCCUACUACACGGAUAAGAAUAACUUGGCUGGGAAGGACCAAGCUUACUUCGAUGCUCUAUUCAAUUGCGGAGUCACAGAACUGAUAUUUGGUGGAAUGUCCGCUUCGUCAACAGGCGAAUUGCAUAAGACAUUUCCUGAUGAUGCCCACUUGCGUAUGGCACGCAAGGCGGCUGACAAGCACGGCGCCAGGAUCUCUUUCAUGCUCCAAGGUAUUCCGUUUAUUGAUGCUGGCAAGUUGCCCUUAGACACCUUCCUGAAGUCAGCUAACGAUAUGUUCAAGAAACACUCUUUUGAUGGCAUUAACUUCGACUGGGAGUUCCCCGGGAACAACGAUGAGUGGAUCGCGUAUCGGAAUCUGAUGAUUGAGACAAAGUUGUCGGUGGCAAGAGAGGGCAGGAGCGCUAGUGUUACAGUGGCCAUCGGUGGGUCAUUCGACCUUUACAAGAAGAUCGACUUAUGUAGCCGUAUCGACAUGUGCCUUUGGAUGGGAUACGACAACUAUGGUGACCCCAGAGGACAUUCCGACAUGCUUUGGGUGGAAGCGAUGGUCUUACAAUGGUUAUACUAUGAGUCGAUGAGUCCAACCAAGUUCGGUCUGGGGGUACCUCUUUACGGCGAGGACCGACAUGGGAGGCAGAUAAGAUAUUCGCAGCUCGUCGCUGAGGGGGCCGAUCCUAAAGGCAAUGGGACCUUCCACGGGUAUUUUUUCGAUUCCCAGCCCAUACUGCAAGAUAAGAUAGUAUUCGCCAACCUCAACAAGCUGGGCGGGCUAAUGGCAUGA